This is a messenger RNA of Racocetra fulgida, 311 nucleotides long. The record is from the annotation of a GenBank genome assembly. NCBI's taxonomy places the organism in Eukaryota, Fungi, Glomeromycota, Glomeromycetes, Diversisporales, Gigasporaceae.
AUCAAGAGCCUAGUGAAUGUGGAAAAUGUGAUAAUUGUCAAUGCCGUAUCAAAGAUAAUCCAAGUAUCUGGGAUGUAACAAUCGAUAUCAUAGAAUUACUACGUGUGGUAGAAGUCUUAACUACAACCUAUGACCAUCAAAUUACACCUGCUGAUAUAAUUGGUGUUUUUAGACGAUCUAAUGCUGCUAGAAUAAAAAAAUUGGGUUAUCAACAGUUGGAGGAAUUUUAUGAUCAAAAAGAUGUUAAAAAAUCAAAAAAGCCAAACCUAUUGAGCACUAUUGAACUCGCAGAAUUUGCACUUAAAGACUUA